Molecule: messenger RNA, 1715 nt
Organism: Drosophila grimshawi
Lineage: Eukaryota; Metazoa; Arthropoda; Insecta; Diptera; Drosophilidae
Exons: 3
Coding region: 78-1487 (469 amino acids)
Source: RefSeq, a predicted model, not a curated record
AGUUUUGUUUGUUUUUCCUUAGCAAUAUAUAUUUUAUUUGAUUUUCUUUCUCUUUAAUUUGUUUGUGAGCUUGAAGCAUGUUUAAUUUCGAUUCGCAGCCCUCACUGGAGGACCACCUGCUGCUCAAACAGUUCAGCGAAAUGGAGCAACAAUACGAACUCAUAAUGCCAAUUGAUGGUGAAUAUGAUCCGACCUGGUGCCGCGACACCUUUCUACGUCAACUGUUUGCCGAACUUGAGUUAGACGAAACGAGCACAAGUUCGAGUGCAGAUGCCUCGAACCAAUCAGUUCUCAGCGAUGAUAGCCAACUAUCACUAGACACCUUCCUGGAAAAGUUAAAUCCGAUCCGAUCGCUGGAUGACAUCAAAGUGGAUGGUGACAUCAAAUCUCAAACUGACACACCAAGUGUUCUAAUGGGUCCAACUAAAGCACGAUAUGACAAGCUGCUGGAAUCAAUGAAGCGCUCCUCGAUUUACUUUGUGUUCGCUCGAGCGAUCCGGCGACUCCGCAUCUUGCAGAGUAUCUCUCUCGACUUUGGUGGUAUAAGUCUCAGCGAUUUGCCGCACAAGAUAUUCGAGUGGUCCAUGGAUGGGCUCUUCAGUCGCGCCAAGCUGGCCGACGAUGUGUAUAUUGAUGUGUUGAUCCGGAAAUACAGCUGGGAUGAGCUGAAUCAGGCCAAGUAUAGCACAGAUCUGCUGGAGAUAUUGCGAAACUAUAAAUACUUUUACACUGUGGCAUAUGAAACUAAUACCAAUGAGAAGAUGCUGGACACAAUUUGGGAUCAGCAGAAGCUGUUGCAAAUUGGCGAGCAGCUCGACAACAAUCUGCAAAUCUCAAUUGAAGAGUUAUACAACAUCCAGGAGCGGAAGCGGCAGUUCAGCGUUGAGUGGCGUAGCCGAUACGAACGGAAUAUGGUCAGGAAUUGCAAGCGUCACACCAUGGAGGCUACACUCCGUAUGCCCAUUGAGUGGCGAUAUGUGCGCGACUACUAUGCCAGCCUGGUGGAGAUGCAGUGUUUGAAGGACAACCAGUCCGUGCUCAAAAUACAGGAGCAAAUCGAGGAGCUUAAGGACAUGAUUGAAAAAGACAAUUAUGCUACGCACGUUGACCUCUUUGUGAACCACAUUCUUAUCGAGAAAUAUGAAGCUCGCAUCAUUGAAUACUCUAUUAAGUUAACUAAUGAAUUGGAUCACUGGGACGUUCAGAUAGGCCUCGCCAAAAAUCGCCUGAAUAAGGCCCAGCAGCAACAGAGAGAGUUACAGGAGAAAAUAGACUUUAUGCGUCGAGGCAUUGCGGAAGUUCGGGAUCUGAUCAAGGCAGACGCACAGGCCAAAGAUCAGCAAUUUGCUUACUCGAAACAUCGGUGUUUUCAUAAGAAAAUGAAAGCCACAUUAUCCAGAUCUCGUAGACUGAAAUCACAUAAGCCUCGAAAUAUGACAUUUCCGAAAACUAUUCCUAAUCAGGAAGCUUUUAGAGGAGCUAGCUGAUUAAAAAUAGUUUUCUUUGGAAAAGUUACCAGUUACGAAGCUUUUGCCUUGCAUAAAUAAUUGGCGACGAAGUCAUUUCAAAAGUUUACUGGAUAUUAAGGAGAUUUCAAAUAUCUUCCAGAACGGAUAGUGGACUUAAAGUUUCUCAGAAUGAAUUGAAAAUAGUUGUCAAUAGAGCUUUGAUGACUUAUGCCAAACAACGAAAAUAAACUUGAGCUUACAACUUAA